ACAUGAUGGACUCUGCGUAUGCGUAUGAGAGUUCACAGCCUUUCACGGCGACAGCUGGCGAUUGCAGCAGAAUCAGUCCAUACGGGUCCCUGACCAGCAAAACCCAAACACCGUGACCUACGUGUUCCCCCACCGAAUCCGCGUUCCGUAACGGACUUAACGGCGCAAUGCUCCCUAUAAGAAGCAGCCCAAGCACCGGCCCAAUCCGUAUCCCAAGCCCAACCCAAAGCCCAGGCCCGUUAAAAUUCACUAAAUCAACUCCACCGCCGCGAACCGCCGCCGCCGAGGGAAUGGCUCACCCAGCGACGCCGGUUUCGCCGCCGCUAAAGGACGAUCUGGACAUCGUGAUCCCGACGAUCAGGAACCUGGACUUCUUGGAGAUGUGGAGGCCGUUCCUGCAGCCGUACCACCUGAUCAUCGUGCAGGACGGCGAUCCGAGCAGGACGAUCCGAGUGCCCGACGGGUUCGACUUCGAGCUCUACAAUCGGAACGACGUGAAUCGGAUCCUCGGACCAAAGGCCUCCUGCAUCUCCUUCAAGGACUCCGCCUGCCGCUGCUUCGGCUUCCUCGUUUCCAAGAAGAAGUACAUCUUCACCAUCGACGACGAUUGCUUCGUGGCGAAGGAUCCGAGCGGGAAGGAGAUAAACGCGUUGGGACAGCACAUAGAGAACCUGCUGAAGCCGUCGACGCCUUUCUUCUUCAACACGCUGUACGACCCGUUUAGGGACGGGGCGGACUUUGUGCGCGGGUACCCGUUUAGCAUGAGGGAGGGUGCGCCCACCGCCAUAUCUCACGGGUUGUGGCUCAACAUCCCGGACUACGACGCGCCCACCCAGCUCGUCAAGCCUCUGGAGCGCAACACCAGGUAUGUGGAUGCUGUGUUGACUGUCCCGAAGGGCACUUUGUUCCCAAUGUGUGGGAUGAACCUGGCUUUCAACAGGGAGCUCAUAGGGCCAGCCAUGUAUUUUGGGCUCAUGGGUGAUGGCCAACCCAUUGGCAGAUAUGAUGAUAUGUGGGCCGGCUGGUGUACCAAGGUGAUAUGUGACCAUUUGAGCCUUGGGGUAAAGACAGGGCUGCCCUACAUUUGGCACAGUAAGGCCAGCAACCCAUUUGUGAACCUGAAGAAAGAAUACAAGGGCAUAUACUGGCAAGAAGAGAUCAUCCCUUUCUUCCAAUCUGCCCUCCUCCCCAAAGACUGCACCUCUGUUCAGCAAUGCUACAUUGAACUCUCCAAACAGGUCAAGGACAAGCUGGGCGCAGUGGACCCUUACUUCCAGAAGCUUGCAGAUGCCAUGGUUACUUGGAUUGAGGCCUGGGAUGAGCUCAACCCAUCAGCCCAAAAAGCAGCAGCUGCCUCUGCUGCCCAGCCCAAUGGCAAGCCCAAGCCCAAGUAGACAGCCUUCUUGCGGUCCCCGUCCCACUCCCUCCCUCUGCCUCUUGUAGUUUUUGAGGUCCUAUCCUUUUUAAGUGUUUUUUUGCUGGUUGUUCCCUUUUGUGGGUUUUGGUGGGUGUUCAUGGCAAUCUUAGAAUAUGCUUUAGAUGAUCCCUUUUCGGCUUACAACUUUUGGAUUAUCUACUUUAAAGGUUUUCCAUUUUAAAAAUGAAGUGAAAAUUGCAGUUCAAA
Malania oleifera is the source of this 1624-nucleotide messenger RNA. RefSeq names its product UDP-arabinopyranose mutase 1-like. Gene Ontology annotation, molecular function: UDP-arabinopyranose mutase activity. The record is from RefSeq and is a predicted model, not a curated record. Lineage: Eukaryota; Viridiplantae; Streptophyta; Magnoliopsida; Santalales; Ximeniaceae. Gene Ontology annotation, cellular component: cytosol; Golgi apparatus. The coding region runs from base 168 to 1394 and encodes 408 amino acids. The transcript is spliced from 4 exons. Gene Ontology annotation, biological process: plant-type cell wall biogenesis; UDP-L-arabinose metabolic process.